AUGCACCUCCUCACCCUCACCACCCUGACCCUCACCACCCUGGCCACCACGGCCACCGCCGUCGGCAACGCAGUCGUCACAAACAACUGCGCAGACCCAAUCUACCUCUGGUCCGUCGGCUCCUCCGUCUCCCCUAAACACACCAUCGCCCCCGGCUCCAACUACACAGAGCCCUUCCACCAUGACGACCAAUCCGGUGGCAUUGCGCUGAAAAUCACCCGCACCGACAACGGGCUGUACGAUGGGAGCGCGCAAUUGACCUACUCGUACUCUCUUGAUGGGGAGAGCGUGUGGUAUGAUUUGUCAAGUGUGUUUGGGGAUGCAUUUGAGGGAGAUGCGGUUGUGGUGAAGCCUGAUGAUGAGGGAUGUGGAAGUAUUUGCUGGCCUGAGGGGAGCACACCUGGUGGAAGUCAGGUCAAGACUUGUGGGGCUGGGGGGGAUAUUGGGUUGGUUGUUUGUGCGGAGGGGUGUUAA
Messenger RNA from Aspergillus ruber CBS 135680, 474 nucleotides. RefSeq names its product putative BYS1 domain protein. The transcript has a single exon. The record is from RefSeq and is a predicted model, not a curated record. Lineage: Eukaryota; Fungi; Ascomycota; Eurotiomycetes; Eurotiales; Aspergillaceae. The coding region runs from base 1 to 474 and encodes 157 amino acids.